UAACAUCAAGGAGAAUCUCAAGCACAACUUCGAGUGCAACUCAGCACAACUCAUUCCCAAUGAGCCUCUGAAUCAGCGUCCUCUUCAUUGUCCAGAAGUUUCCAGGUUCUUUUUGACCAGAUGACAUGAGAUUCGGCCUUCUGUUGGGGGCAAAUCAAGUGAUUAUCCGAUACUCACCAAAGCCGCCUAUCGCCGAGGCUCCACCUACGAUCCAACCAAACCUCGCAGCUUUUUCUCGCAGCCAGCAGUCUUCAAAACACUCUCCAGUACAUUCUUUGUUCACUCAUCCAUCAUCCAUCAGCAUGCGCUCCGCUGCUGUUAGAGCCCUUCGGAAUGCGAGGCUAAACUCUAGGCAUACAAGACCGCUCAUCCGAAACUAUGCCACAGCACGAGAUCCUCUGCACAAAGACCCUGUCGAAUUAGACCAAAUCACAGAAUUGCCGAAUGGAGUCCGAGUCGCGACCGAAUCGUUACCGGGACCUUUUGCUGGGGUGGGCGUGUACAUUGAUGCUGGGUCGAGAUAUGAAGACGAGUCGCUGCGCGGAGUCAGCCAUAUCGUGGAUCGGCUAGCCUUCAAGUCCACAAAGACACGAUCAUCGGAUCAAAUGCUAGAGGGCCUCGAGUCUCUUGGUGGAAACAUUCAAUGCGCCUCUUCUAGGGAAGCUUUGAUGUAUCAAUCUGCAACAUUCAAUUCCGCCGUCCCCAACACGAUUGCGCUGCUCGCCGAUACCAUUCGAGACCCUCUCAUCACCGACGUAGAAGUGGAACAGCAACUCGACACUGCCCAGUACGAGAUACAAGAAAUAUGGUCUAAGCCUGACCUCAUCAUUCCCGAGCUGAUGCACAUGGCUGCAUACAAAGACAACACGCUCGGCAACCCCCUCCUAUGUCCUCAAGAGAGACUGGGUUAUAUUAAUCGAGAUCUCAUUAUGAAAUAUCGAAGCAGAUUUUACAAACCAGAACGGAUAGUUGUCGCCUUUGCUGGCAUUGAACAUGACUUGGCUGUGAAGUUGACGGAGCAAUACUUUGGAGAUAUGGCCCGGACGGAGACUUCAACAAGCCAACCAUCCGUUGGAUCUACACCCACGGAUACAGCAACCUCGAGUUCACAGUACCAAAAUUCACAGCAAUCUUCUACAAACAAAUUCCUGUCAAAAUUACCAGGAUUUAGCAACUUUUCAACUUCGGCUACCCACCAAGCGACCGUCUCACCAUUGGAUCCAUCACUGCUUCAGCCUGACCCGACGUCACUCUUCUCCCAACCGUCCCAUUAUACUGGAGGCUAUCUAGCACUACCGACACUGCCUGUACCUCAGAAUAAUCUCUCCAUACCGCUAUCACACGUACAUAUCGCAUUUGAAGCCUUACCGAUUUCCUCGGAUGAUAUCUAUGCGCAAGCUACGUUGCAGACUUUACUUGGAGGAGGUGGAUCAUUCUCGGCUGGCGGACCGGGUAAAGGAAUGUAUUCGAGAUUGUACACCAAUGUGCUUAAUCAGCAUGGUUGGGUGGAGAGCUGCGUUGCGUUUAAUCACAGUUACACCGACAGUGGCCUCUUUGGUAUUGCUGCGGCAUGCGAGCCUGGCCGUGUUGGACAUAUGGUCGAUGUCAUGUGUCGCGAAUUGCAGGCACUCACUCUCGAUUCUGGCUUUCCAAGUCUUCAGGCAGCGGAAGUCAAUCGAGCGAAGAAUCAACUACGGUUCAGUCUCCUCAUGAACCUUGAAUCACGUCUGGUAGAGUUGGAGGAUUUGGGAAGACAAGUUCAGGUCCACGGCCGAAAAGUUGGAGUUAAGGAGAUGUGUGACAAGAUCGAAGCCCUCACCGUGGCUGACUUGAGACGUGUGGCGAGGCAGAUCUUCACAGGAAAAGUGGACAAUAGAGGCCACGGCACGGGUGCUCCUACUGUGGUCAUCCAAGAAGGAGAAGAUCCCAGUGGCAGAAAGAUCAAGUCGAUACCAUGGGAAGAUGUUCAAUCCAGGAUAGCCAGGUGGAAGCUAGGACGGUUGUAGGCCUCAGGUACGUCUACCUCUGGACUUUGUACUAUCAUAUCAGAGCCUGGAGCUGUGGACCGGCGCAAAGGGUCCUCGAUACCACUCAAACAAUGUAUUAACACCAUUUCUUGUCGUGUUUCAUUCUCAUGCCAUAAAUUGCCGACGCUUCCUCGCCAAAAUUUCUCAUGAAUCUACCAAAUCGGGGCUUAAGCUUCACUACCCUUGCAGAGCGAUCAAAUCCCUUACGCCGCCAUUUGCAGGAAUUUGAGCACCGUUGAUCCAGCGAGCCUCCUCGGUGGCAAGAAACCCCACCACGAAAGCCACAUCUUCUGGAUCUGCCACUCUUUUCUCUGCAGUACACUGUUGGAUCAUCAUUUCUUGCGGAUCAUCAACAACGGAGCGGUAUAUAUCGAUAGCCUUCUGGAGGGCGUCGGUUUCAGUGGCCCCCACGCUGAUGCUGUUGAAGGUUGCAAGUGUUUUGAUUCCAUAUUGAGCGGCCAGCGAUCUGGUGAAGCUAUCUAGACCGGCUUUUGCAGCUCCAUACAACAUCAUAGGGUCCGCAACCGCUUGCUUCGAUGCGCAACUUGAGAUGUUGAUGACUCGACCACCUCUGGGAGGGAGAUGUGGCAACACAGCAGCGAUGAUGUUGAUGGGUCCGAACAGAUCUCCCUGCAUCAUAUCUCGAAAGUUUUCGACGGUGAUUUUUUCGAAAGGCUCGAACAUUGGCACCUUGGUGAGAACGGCGUUAUUGACCAAAAUGUCAAUCGUCUUGGCCCCUAGUUCCUUUAGGACUCUGUCGACGAGCUGGGGUCCAACAUGAGGAUCGAGGAGGUCAGAGUGAAUAGCAACGACUUUUGCCACACCGAGGCCUCGACACUUCUUGACGACCUCUUCAGCUAAUUCUUUGUUGCUGACAUAGGUUAUGGCGAGAGCAGAAAUUCCCUUUUUUGCAAACUGGAUGGCACACGCAGCACCGAUACCGCGACUACCUCCUGUCACUAUUGCCGUCUUUCCUUCAAGAGACGUGGUAGAUUGCAUGCUUCGUUCACUUGGGCCUUUCGAACGUGAAAUGGUCGUUUGUAUCUUUACGAAGUUGCUGAGACGAGAGCGAGAUAUCUCAGAGCGGCCAUGUGUGCAGGGACUGUCCUUUUAAGACAUGCCUCAAUGUAAGAUUCGGCAUUUCGCAUUCGGGAAUGACCACAAACGAACAAAACAGCACGCCUGAUCCCUCAUGGAGACCUCUACUUGUCGAUGUCCUUCGCUCAUCAUCUUCAAAAGAACGCAAUAUCCAACCAGGAGAACGAGCUAGUUACCCUAAGGGGCUGGUCGAUCAAUCGCCUGUGGCUUACGCGUACGGAGGGAGUGACACGAAUACACCAGAGUUUCUCACUGUCCGUAGGCCGCAACUCGCAAGUUUCGAAACUGGCCAGGAGUACUGCUCAUCCUGGGGCAGUCUGUGUCUGCUAGAGGCUAAAAUCACCGCAAGUCACAGGGAUUUUUGAAUACACAACUAGCCAUUCUAUCGCUCGACCCGCAAUACAACACCUAUGUUGGAGCCGAUGGCCAGGAUAUUCUCACACAGAGUAUUGAGUACGCGUCGAAAGAAAGGCCGUGCUUACCCGAGUCCAUUUAAAGCGUUGCUGACAAUGCUCCAAAGUACAUUCGGAUCAGCGGUGAUAAGUACCUAGGAUCAAAGUGGGUUCAUUCUCGCACAUCAUGCAUGCAUGUAUGCGCUUCCGACCCCAGUGCUGACAUGCUCUGCGGUUCAAUCAUCAAUGCAACGCAAACAGACCCUUCAACUUUUACUUCUGGUCGGCACCACAAUGCCAUCAUGUUGCAAUGUACGAGCAGUCUGUCUGGUCUAUAUCGUCACAAUUAAUUUCUUUGCACUGACACCUUGACCCAUCAGAUCAACCGCGUGUUGCACGGUUUCCAACCCAUGGCCCACCACUUCUGGCGGUGGCAUGCACUUGAUGUCUCCUGACUUGAGUGCUUGAUCCAACCAUGGCCAGAUGGACAAACCGAUGCUUGCCUUGCCAGCCGCAGAAUUGGUCAUCACCUUGACGCCGUGUGUCGCGCUCUGUUCAGCACCAGGUCUGACGGAAGCAACCACCUUCAUCUUUGCGUCGGACCUAUCCAAGAUUUCGCAUACUUUGUCCAGCGUCGAGUCUUUGGAGAUGGCAUCAUAAGCACCCACCACGUCCUUUCCCUUCAAGAAUUCGACAAUAUCAUCGACGACCGCGGGGUUGUUGUGGUCGAAGGUCACUUUUGCUCUGAGACUCUUGACCAUGUCAUGGUUUUUGGCGCUCGCAACCGCAACCACAUCGUAACCGGCCAGCGCUGCCAGCUGUACACCACAGCUUCCGACGCUGCUGCUCGCGCCCCACACAAGAAGGGUUUUGUUUUUGCCCGCGUCACGCCCCGCAGCAGGCAUCGCCAGCCCCAGGAUGUCCGGAGCGAAGAUGCAACUUGCCGCCGUGUACACGCCGAGAGGAAGGACGACUGCGUCGUUGUAAUCGAGACGUGCUGGGACAUGCGCGAUGGCCGGCAUCUUCAAGACGACGUACUCUUGGAAUCCGGAGUAGGCGUACGCUCCGUCCUUCAACAGGAGCGGGGUGGAGGCGCCAAUGACACGGUCGCCGACGGAGAACUUGGAAGUGAGGCUGGGGUGGACUUCCACGACUUCCCCUGCGACAUCGCAGCCUAGUAUUGCAGGGUAGGUGGUCAGGAGGAGGCCUCGUUCCUGAAUGAAAUGGUCGGCAGGGUUGAUGGCGACGGCACGGGUGCGGAUGGUCAGUUCGUCUUCUCCCGGUGACGAGUAUGGAACCGAGGUGACGUGCAUUGUAGGUGAUUGUUUCGAGGGGACGACCGCGGCACUGUUGGUCCGUGUCAUUUUGAUUGACGAGGUGUUGGUUUGAGAUGGGUGGGAACAAGGUCAAGGACAGCAAGGAGUGAGUGUUCGAAGAGGGUGUAUGAAAGUUGCGAGUCCCACGACUAUAGGUGUCCGUACCAGAAUCUAUGAGCGAGUCUUAGGUUUCAACGACUUGUGCCAGAUACGUGACCUUUUAUACACCCAAGGUAUAGUUGUUCCUUAUCAUCACAUAUAACACCGCAAAGUCCGCCCGGAUUUAAUAUAUCACACGCUUCACGAUGGGGGGAAUGCCCCCUGAUACCCUCUGUAACCCAUUGGUGUGCUCUUCAAGGGAUAAUGACCGACACCACGCCAUGAGAUGGAGACACCGGAGACAGCAGAUUGGCAGCAUCACCGUCAGGGUUGUUGUGUUCAAUGAAAUAGACACGAGUACGAGUCUUGGUU
Molecule: messenger RNA, 5304 nt
Organism: Exophiala oligosperma
Lineage: Eukaryota; Fungi; Ascomycota; Eurotiomycetes; Chaetothyriales; Herpotrichiellaceae
Exons: 2
Coding region: 126-2006 (626 amino acids)
Cellular component (GO): mitochondrion
Molecular function (GO): metalloendopeptidase activity; metal ion binding
Source: RefSeq, a predicted model, not a curated record